Molecule: messenger RNA, 741 nt
Organism: Botrytis fragariae
Lineage: Eukaryota; Fungi; Ascomycota; Leotiomycetes; Helotiales; Sclerotiniaceae
Exons: 4
Coding region: 1-741 (246 amino acids)
Source: RefSeq, a predicted model, not a curated record
AUGAAAGAUGAUAUGAGGCCAGCAAGCUACCAAAUUUUUUCAUUACUUUCUCAUUUCGCAAACUCAAAAGUGACAGCAGACAAUCUCAACGCCUAUCAACUCAUUGUCACCACCGAAGCACUAAAGCCUCACAAUCUUAAAGCCACCACUGCCACACUACACGCAAUGGAUAACAAGCAAGCUAUUGUUGGGCCUGUAGAGCACUACGUCAAGGACUGUAUGAGCUCACCCGAGACCCUAUCCUUGGCCCUGAAACGUACAUUAGCGGUAUCUAAGAAAGCCAGAACCAUCGAAGACAUCAGAAUCAUGGCAUCCAAGUUUCAUUUAUUGGCGCGGGUUUCAUUGGACAGGGCUGCUAAGCUCAGCCGAGCUUCAAGCUUGCUAACGAUAUUCGAAGAGAAUCCACGUGUAGCAAAGAAGUACAAUGUCGACAUGAUCCAGGUAAUCAGGAAAUGGAGCGCCUACAAGAUCAGUGUUGAUCCAGAAUGGAGGGGGGAGGCUCAGUUUACUGAUGUUUUUGACUCGGUCGGAUCUGAUGGUGUCUUGAAAUUGCUCAAUGAGAGUCGUGGUUCGGGUGAGGCUGCACUUUCGUCUGUAGAAGAUUAUAUGAAGAGUUUGUUGAAGUUAGCUGCAGAGAAUGAAGGAGAGCCCACUCCUGACGGAGGAAAUUAUUGUGUCAUGUUAGGAAAUUUGUUCGGAUACUUCCAAUGUGGUCUGAUAAUGGCCCGCGUCGAGGUUUAG